AGAACCCUGUAGGCCCAGAGGCCCCUCCACGCUUCCUGUGUGGGGUUCAGAAACCUGCCUCCCCUCCCAGCCUUAGGUGCCUGCUUCGGAAAAUGAAGUAAUAAGCCAAGUGGCCUCCGCCAUCUUGGGUAGAGUAAGUGUCCAGAGAGAGAAGGAUGCAGCCGGGAAAUCUCUGGAGAGUUCUGGGACUCUGCCUCUUAUCAGUUGGCGCUUGGGGAGAAGACGUUGAAAGACCCCAAGAAGGAAAAGAAGAAACAUAUGAAGUCUCCAUCUAUGGAACCACUGUAACGCUGACAUGCCCUGAGGAUGUUGAAGGAGACAUAUUAUGGGAAAAAAAAGAUGGACAACUACCUAGUGCGACAAACAACCCACAAAUACUGGAGAAAUUUUCGGAAGUGGAAGGAAGUGGUUAUUAUAUCUGCUAUGCAAAGGGCUCAGAGAAGAACCAUUAUCUCUACCUGAAAGCCAGAGUGUGUGAGAACUGCAUGGAGGUGGAUCUGAUGGUAGUGGCCACGAUCAUCAUAGUCGACGUCUGCGUCACUCUGGGCUUACUGCUGCUGGUGUAUUACUGGAGCAAGAAUAAAAAGACCAAGGCGAAGCCUGUGACGAGAGGAGCGGGAGCUGGCGGCAGGCCCAGGGGACAAAACAAGGAGAGGCCACCGCCUGUUCCCAAUCCAGAUUAUGAGCCCAUCCGGAAAGGCCAGCGGGACCUGUAUGCUGGCCUGAAUCAGAGAGGCAUCUGACAGCUCCUGAGGGCACUGCCUCCCACUGGCCCAG
Messenger RNA from Ceratotherium simum simum (southern white rhinoceros), 777 nucleotides. NCBI's taxonomy places the organism in Eukaryota, Metazoa, Chordata, Mammalia, Perissodactyla, Rhinocerotidae. The record is from RefSeq and is a predicted model, not a curated record.